AUGUACGGCAGGGGGGGGGUCCUGUGGGACGUGGUCUGUGCGUUGCUCCAGGGGAUGGCCGGCUCAGUAACCCAGGACCAGAGGCUGAGGGGGAAGAACGUGGGGGGCGGAGUAGGUCCUCGUCAGAGGCCCCCUGUGAAGUCAGAGGGCUCAGAGAUAAAAAUGGCUAGACGAGAGGUUGAGAGGGACAAUGCGUUGGAGCAAAAUGCAGUAGAUCUCCGGUUCUCCUCAGUGGGAUGUGUUAACAUGGGAAAGUGGUUCAAGGUAUUAUCCUCAGUAGCUACUGCAGAAGAGCCCAAUCUCGUAGAGCACCCUGGAUUUUCCCCUCGGUCAUUCAGAAUUGUCGCAUUAAAAACAGCAUGCAGUCUUGAAGUCUCUUUAGCGAGAGCAAGACGUUCUCUUAGGACCUUAUUCUCUUCUAGUAGCUCAAUGAUCCUCUCCUUUGAGUCACGGAGUUGUUUGCAUUUAUCACAAGUAUUCAGACCCCUUGACUUUUUCCACAUUUUGUUACGUUACAGCCUUAUUCUAAAAUUGAUUAAAUAGUUUUUUCCCCCUCAUCAAUCUACACACAAUACGCCAUAAUGACAAAGCAAAAACAGGUUUUUAUAACUUUUUGCAAAAAAAUAAAAAACAACAACUGAAAUAACAUUUACAUAAGUAUUCAGACCCUUUACUCAGUACUUUGUUGAAGUACCUUUGGCAGCGAUUACAGCCUCAAGUCUUCUUCAGUAUGACGCUACAAGCUUGGCACACCUGUAUUUGGGGAGUUUCUCCCAUUCGUCUCUCCAUAUCCUCUCAAGCUCUGUCAGGUUGGAUGGGGAGCAUCGCUGCACAGCUAUUUUCAGGUCUCUCCAGAGAUGUUCGAUCGGGCUCUGGCUGGGCCACUCAAGGACAUUCAGAGACUUGUCCCGAAGCCACUCCUGCGUUGUCUUGGCUGUGUGCUUAGGGUCGUUGUCCUGUUGGAAGGUGAAACUUUGCCCCCAGUCUGAGGUCCUGAGUGCUCUGGAGCAGGUUUUCAUUAAGGAUCUCUCUGUACUUGCUCCGUUCAUAUUUCCCUCAAUCCUGACUAGUAUCCCAGUCCCUGCUGCUGAAAAACAUCCCCACAGCAUGAUGCUGCUGCCCCCACCAUGCUUCACCGUUGGGAUGGUGCCAGGUUUCCUCCAGACGUGAUGCUUGGCAUUCAAGCCAAAGAGUUCAAUCUUGGUUUCAUCAGACCAGGGAAUCUUGUUUCUCAUGGUCUGAGAGUCCUUUAGGUGCCUUUUGGCAAACUCCAAGUGGGCUGUCAUGGGCCUUUUACUGUGGAGUGGCUUCAGUCUGGCCACUCUACCAUAAAGGCCUGAUUGGUGGAGUGCUGCAGAGAUGGUUGUCCUUCUGGAAGGUUUUCCAAUCUCCACAGAGGAACUCUGGAGCUCUGUCAGAGUGACCAUCGUGUUCUUGGUCACCUCUCUGACCAAGGCCCUUUUCCCCCGAUUGCUCAGUUUGUCCGGGCGGCCAGCUCUAGGAAGAGUCUUGGUGGUUCCAAACUUCUGUCAUUUAAGAAUGAUGGAGGCCACUGUGUUUUGGGGGACCUUCAAUGCUGCAGAAAUGUUUUGAUACCCUUCCCCAGAUCUGUGCCUUGACACAAUCCUGUCUCGGAGCUCCACGGACAAUUCAUUUGACCUCAUGGCUUGGUUUUUGCUCUGACAUGCACUGUCAACUGUGGGACCUUAUAUAAACAGGUGUGUGCCUUUUCAGAUCAUGUCCAAUGAAUUGAAUUUACCAUAGAUGGACUCCAAUCAAGUUGUAGAAACAUCUCAGGGAUGAUCAAUGGAAACAGGAUGCACCUAAGCUCAAUUUCAAGUGUUAUAGCAAAGGGUCUGAAUACUUAUUUAUGUUUUUUAUUUUUAAUAAAUUUGCAAAAAAUGUCUAAAAAAAACAGUUUUCUCUUCGUCAUUAUGGUUUAUUGUGUGUAGAUUGAUGAGAAAAAUAAUCAAUUGAAUCAAUUUCAGAAUAAGGCUGUAACGUAACAAAAUGUGGAAAAGGGGAAGGGGUCUGAAUACUUUCUGAAUGCACUGUAGGUCAGUCUACUCUUCCUAUUGACUACAAUUUCCAUCUCCGGAUUCGACUCCGAAAUAGAAGGGUCUAACAUGCUUAUACUCAGGUCAGAAACAGCGGUACGGCUACAAGAGCCAACCUCAACAUGAAAAGCUGAAAAGCUUUGCCAGUGACAGCCAGGUAACCUAGCUAGUCGGAGCUAGCCAGGGCUAGCCUGCUAAUGUCAGCUCCAGGAUAAGGUCAAAUCCAGUCGAACACGGUGUAUAAGGAACAGCACCAACACCGCGGUCCCAAAAUAAAACACUUAAAACAAAGGUUUUAAAGGUGUAAAAUGUAUAAGUAUCUUAGAAAUAUCAAAUGUAUAGCUACAGUGAAAUGCUUACUUACAAGCCCUUAACCAACAAUGCAGUUUUAAGAAAAAUAAGUGUUAAGUAAAAAAUAUCUAAGUAAAAAAUUAAAAAUUAAAAUAAUUAAAGAGCUGAAGUAAAAUAACAGUAGUGAGGCUACAUACCGGGGGUACCGGUACAGAACAUGUUAUAUUAAAGUUUUACCUAAUAGUAAAUGACAGCCAAAAGAUGGUUACAUCUCAUGUGUUGACAAUUUGCACAUGUGGGAUUUGAACCAGCAAUGGCAGCACCAGGGAAUCUCUCAUAAACCUUAUUUUUUUCAGUAUAUAGCCAUGCCAGUAUGGUCAAUCAGAACUUCAUGUUUCCUUUUUAGCCUUCUUAGACAUAACUAACCCAGGGAAAUACUGGUAGCUGGGUUAUUCACCAUCACUUCACCCAUCCUCUUCAUAUGCUGUGUACUUACAUAUGCUGUGUACUUACCAUAUUUACAAGGUAUCCAAGACUAUGAGUGCUGAGCAAGGAUGACUUUUCAGAUCAUGAAACAUAAGGCAGCAAUGACUAUAUGGGGCGGCAGGUAGCUUAGUGGGUAAGAGCGUUGUGUCAAUAACCGAAAGGUCGCUGGUUCUAAUCCCCAAGCUGACUAGGUGAAAAAUCUGUCGAUGUGCCCUUAAGCAAGGCACUUAACCCUAAUUGCUCCUGUAAGCCGCUCUGGAUAAGAGCGUCUGCUAAAUGACGUAAAUGUAUAUCAAGUGCCUCAAAGUAAGUAUUAUAUCAGAUGCGUGUUUUUAAGUUGAACAGUACAUUUUUACACAAUGUUUUAUUAACUCAGAAAUUGUGUUCUGUGUCCUCAUUAAGCAUAUUUGACUGACGAAAAGGUCAUCACUAUACCUUGGUGGUACAGAGGGCUAAUGAUCUGCUUGCAGGUUCAAUACCACAUUUACCAUAUUUUAACUAUGUAAUUGUUUAUUUAUUUUUUGGGAAAUUGAGGCUCUGUCACGGAUUCAGCCGAGGCUGCCCCUCCUCCUUGCUCGGGCAGGCUUCGGCGUUCGUCGUCACCGGAGUACUAGCUGCUACCGAUCCAUGUAUCUAUGUUCGACUUGUUCUGUCUUUAUUCGUCACACCUGUUUCCCAUUAUGUAGUGAUGUCUUACCUAUUUAACCCUCUGUCUCACACUGUGUGUUGUGUGUGUUUGUUCAUGUUUCGGCUGUCGUUAGUGUGCGGGUUUGUUCCCUCCCUGUGUGGAGGUUGUUGUUCUUUAUUUUACCUUCGAGUAAAGUACGUCUUCUGAUUAGCUCUGUGUCCUGCGCUUGACUUCGCCUACCGCAUUUCACUGACGCCCUGACAGGCUCAGAUAUACUCUACUAAAAGAGAGGAUGUCUUUAUUUCUUCCAGAUGUAUAAAUCCAGUCAAAUGUAGAAUUUAAUAACCGUAAAAAAUAAAACAGUGUAAGAAUGGACUGUUCAACUUUUUAAAAACGCACCCGAUAUAAUUAUUACUUUGAGACACUUGAUAUGGUCCCCCUGGCUUAUUUUUCAUGAUCUGAAAAGCAAAAGUGAUCCUAGAUCCGCACUCAUAGUCUUGGAUACCUUGUAAAUAUAGGCCCAGAAGUAGCAGUAUAUAAAGAGGAUGGGUGAAGUGAUGGUGAAUAACCCACUUACCUGUAUUUCCCUUGGUUAGCUAUGUCUAAGAAGUUUAAAUAGGAUGCAAGGACGUCGGAGUACAAAAAUCAGUUAACCACCUAACCAAUUAUCUAAAUUUAACCUUGCGUUAUACGCUAGAUGCAGUCGCACCUCUAAAAACAAAAAUCAUUUGUCACAAGAAAUCAGCUCCCUGGUAUACAGAAAAUACCUGAGCCUUGAAGCAAUUUCCAGAAAAUUGGAACAGAAAUGGCGCUCCACCAAACUCGAAGUCUUCCGACUAGCUUGGAAAGACAGUACCGUGCAAUAUCGAAGAGCCCUCACUGCCGCUCGAUCAGCCUACUUUUCCAACCUAAUUAGGGAGAAUAAAAACUAUCCCAAAUGUAUUUUUGAUACUGUUGCGAAACUAACUAAAAAGCAGCAUUCCCCAAGAGAGGAUGGCCUUCACUUCAGCAGUGAUUAAUUCACUAACUUCUUAGAGAAAAAUAUCAUGAUCAUUAGAAAGCAAAUUACGGACUCCUCUUUGAAUCUGCGUAUUUCUCCAAAACUCAGUUGUCCUGAGUCUGCACAGAACUGCCAGGACCUAAGAUCAAUGGAGACACUCAAGUUUUUUAAUCCUGUAUCUCUCUACAUUCAUGAAAAUAGUAAUGGCCUCUAAAACUUCCAGCUACCUACUGGACCCUAUUCCAACUAAACUACUAGAAGAGCUACUUCCUGUUCUUGGCCCUCCUAUGUUGAACAUAAUAAACGGCUCCGUAUCCUCUGGAUGUGUACCAAACUCAAUAAAAGUGUCAGUAAUAAAGCCUCUCCUGAAAAAGCCAAACCUUGACCUCGAAUUUCCCAUUCCUCAAAAAAGUUAAAAAUAAUAGCUGUUGCACAGCAACUCACUGCCUGAAGACAAAUAAUGUAUACGAAACGCUCCAGUCUGGUUUUAAACCCCAUCAUAGUACUGAGACUGCACUCGUGAAGGCGGUAAAUUACCUUUUAAUGGUGUCAGACUAAGGCUCUGUAUCUGUCCUCGUGCUCCUAGACCUUAGUGCCGCUUUUGACACCAUCGAUCCCCACAUUCUUUUGGAGAGAUUGGAAACCCUAAUUGGUCUACACUGACAAGUUCUCGCCUGGUUUAGAUCUUAUCUGUCGGAAAGAUAUCAGUUUGUCUCUGUGGAUGGUUGUCUUCUGACAAAUCAAUUGUACAUUUUGGUGUUCCUCAAGGUUUUGUUUUAGGACCACUAUUGUUUUCACUAUAUAUUCUACUUCUUGGUGAUCUCAUUCGGAAACACAAUGUCAACUUUCACUGCUAUGCAGACGACACAUAGCUCUACAUUUCGAUGACACAUGUUGAAGCCCCAAAAUUGCCUAUCCUGGAAGCAUGUGUUUCAGACAUAAGGAAGUGGAAGGCGGCAAAUGUUGUACUCUUAAACUCGGACAAAACAGAGAUGCUAGUUCUAGGUCCCAAGAAACAAAGAGAUCUGACAAUUAAUCUUGAUGGUUGUACAGUUGUCUCAAAUAAAACUGUGAAGGAUCUCGUAGUUACUCUGGAACCUGAUCUCUCUUUUGACGAACAUAUCAAGAAUAUUUCAAGGGCAGCUUUUUUCCAUCUUCGUAAAAUUGCAAAAAUCUGAACCUUUUUUUCCAAAAAUGAUGCGGAAAAACGAAUCCAUGCUUUUGUCACUUCUAGAUUAGACUACUGCAAUGCUCUACUCUCCGGCUACCCGGAUAAAGGACUAAAUAAACUUCAGUUAGUGCUAAAUACGGCUGCUAGAAUCUUGACUAGAACCAAAAUAUUUGAUCAUAUUACUCCAGUGCUAUUCUCUCUACACUGGCUUCCUGUUAAGGCUAGGGCUGAUUUCAAGGUUUUACUGAUAACCUACAAAGCAUUAAAUGGACUUGCUCCUACCUAUCGCUCUGAUUUGGCCCGGCCGUACAUACCUACACAUACGCUACGAUCACAAGACGCAGGCCUCCUUAUUGUCCCUAGAAUGUCUAAGCAAACAGCUGGAGGCAGGGCCUUCUCCUAUAGAGCUACAGUUUUAUGGAAUUGUCGGCCUAUCCAUGUGUGAGAUGCAGACUCGGUCUUGACCUUUAAGUCUUUACUAAAGUCUAAUCUCUUCAGUAGGUCCUAUGAUUGAGUGUAGUCUGGCACAGGGGUGCGAAGGUGAACAAUAAGGCACUGGAGUGAUGAACCACCCUUGCUGUCUCUUCCUGGCCGGCUCCCCUCUCUCCACUGGGAUUCUCUGCCUCUGACCAUAUUACGGGGGCUGAGUCACUGGCUUACUAGUGCUCUUCCUUGCCGUGCCUCCUGUCGUGCCAGGCUUUUUUCGCUGUACUCGACUUGAGUGGGUUGAGUCACUGACAUGAUCUUCCUGGCCUCGUGCAGUGGAGGAGAUAUUCGUGGGCUAUACUCAGCCUUGUCUCAGGGUAGUAAGUUGGUGGUCUGUUGAUAUCCCUCUAGUGGUGUGGGGGCUGUGCUUUGGCAAAGUGGGUGGGGUUAUAUUCUGCCUGAUUGGCCCUGUCCGGGGGUAUUGUCGGACAGGGCCACAGGACUACCUGGCCUGAUGACUCCUGGCUGUCACCAGUCCACCUUGUCAUGCUGCUGCUCCAGUUUCAACUGUUCUGCCUGCAGCUAUGGAACCCUGACCUGUUCACCGGACGUGCUACCCUGCUGUUUUAGACCCUCUCUCUCCCUCCCUCCCCCUCUCUCUCUACUGUGCCUGCUGUCUCAACCUCUGAAUGCUCGGCUAUGAAAAGCCAACUGACAUUUACUCCUGAGGAGCUGACCUGUUGCACCCUCUACAACCACUGUGAUUUUUAUUUGACCCUGCUGGUCAUAUAUGAACGUUUGAACAUCUUGAAGAACGAUCUGGCCUUAAUGGCAAUGUACUCUUAUAAUCUCCACCCAGCACAGCCAGAAGAGGACUGGCCACCCCUCAGAGCCUGGUUCCUCUCUAGGUUUCUUCCUAGGUUCCUGCCUUUCUAGGGAGUUUUUCCCAGCCACCGUGCUUCUACAUCUGCAUUGCUUGCUGUUUGGGUUUUAGGCUGGGUUUCUGUAUAAGCACUUUGUGACAUCUGCUGAUGUAAAAAGGGCUUUAUAAAUACAUUUGAUUUUAUUUGAAUUCUUGAUUGACCACACUGAAAAAAAGAAGAUGUAAGAACGCUUCCCUGGUGGUGCAGAGGAUACAAAAGCUUGGGAAGCAGACAUUGCAGGUUCAAACCCCACUUGUGCAUAUUGUCAAUGUAGUAUUUUAAGUUCUAUCACCUAUAGAAUAACUAAUAACUGGACAGGAGAGAGGAGCUCCGUUGGGAAACUUUACUAAUCCAAAUCAUGGUAGUACAACACAGGGGCAUGUUCAAGGCAGCACCUUCUAUCAGCGUAUCAGUUAAGAGGUCACAGGAUUAACCAAUCAGAUAAGUGAUGAUUGGUCUUUUAACAUGGUAAUCUGCCUAGAUACAAUGUAUUACACUCCUUCCCCUUAAAAUUUUACCCAGUAACAUUUCACAUAUACAUUUUAAGCAUUACAAUAAUUGUAAGCUCUAUUCAUUUUAACAGAAAUCAAUACAUGUCAACAGGUUCCAUUUGUUUUGUUUUUUCAAUAACUGAACUAAGAAUGUCAUUGUUUUCCCUUUUUUCUUUUUCAGUCUUUGAACUCAACAGUCUCUUUUAACUGAACAGUCUUUUGUUUUUGUUAUUUACAGGUAAAGUAUUUUAGGAACAUCACGGAUCCUUUCAGGAUACCUACGCUACGCAGGCUGCUUUGUGGCACUCCUUGAGCUUACUGGAGCUGGAGUUGGUAAGUUUCCAGUUUCCAGUGUUGGCUGGGCAACUUGACUUGGGCUGAGGUUGCUGUCCGGGAACGUUGGUGAGCGGUCAGGACUGUAGCUUUCCGUGAGAUAUCGGUCAGGACUGGAGCUGUACGUGGGAUAUCGAGGGAUGUCCUCUGGGGAUGACGGCUCUCUGUCCUCAGGUAAGUAGUUCCAUUUCGCACCUCUCCAUGGCAACAUGUGGUCCAAGUGAACAGUGUGUUUUCUCUGUCCGUCCUAGAUGAGGUAAGUCACAGGUCCCAGUCUCCAGAUUACCGUUGCCUGAAUCCAUUUCUCUUUCCCUCCUCUGAAAUUUCAAAUUUGCACUUGUUCUUUCUCUUGGAAAACCUGAAGGUGUAGUCCACCAUGGUCAUGGUGUUUCUUUUGUUUGCCUUGUUUUUCUUCCACUGUUUUAGCUAAGUCAGGUCGGAGAAGGAAGAGCUCAGCAGGGGUCCGACCUGUGACUGUAUGGGGGGGUACUGCGGUACAUGAGCAGAAAGUUGGAUAAGCGAUGCUUGAGAGAGACAGUAGAUUGUCUGUUGUCCUCCAAUAAAUUUUUCAUCAGAGCUCACUUGAGUAUCUGGACUGACCUUUCUGCUGCGCCAUUCGAGACAGGAUGGUAGGCAGGAACAAGGGUUUGAAAUCUGAAGAAACCAGCUCGGGUCCAUUAUCAGAGACAACUUCUUCGCACAAUCUAUAGGUUGCGAACAGGCUUUGUAGCUUUUCGAUGAGGUUCAUUGAUGUCAUUGAAGUCAUGUGAAAAACCUCCAACCACUUUGAAUGGCUGUCGAUGAUCACUUAAAAGUACUGCUAGUCCUUUUCAGUAAAGUCGAUGUGAAUUCUCUGCCACACCCUCUCGGGCCAUCUCCAAACAUUUAGUGGUGUUACAGCUGGAAUCUUCUGUACUGUUUGGCAGAUUUGACAACUCUUUCUUCUCUAUGUCACUGUCCAACCCUGGCCACCAGAUGUAGCUACGGUCUAAGGCCUUCACACGACAGAUGCCAGGAUGUUCGUGGUGAAAGUCCUCCAACAGUCUCUGUCUGAGUGCUGGGGGUAUGAUCACUCGCAAACCCCAGAGUACACAGCCUUGAUCUUCAGCCAACUCGUGUCUUCGCAUGAAGUAUGGUUGCAGUGCUUCAUCCGUCACGUAGCUUGGCCACCCAUUUACAGUGUAACUCCACACUUUGCUGAGUAGCACAUCUUUUCUUGUACUUUUCUUUUGCACACACUGGCAGCUCAUCCACUUGUGAGAAGUAGAAUGUGCUUCCCUCCUCAGCUGUGAUGUCUUUGUCUUCUCUUGGCAGUCUUGACAACGUGUCUGCGUUACUGUGAUCAGUUGACUUUCGGUAAUCGAUGUCGUAGUUGUACUCCAUGAGUAUGAGUGCCCAUCUUUGCAUUCUCAAUGCUGCUAAGGUUGGAACUGCAGAUAUCCAGCAAGAUAGCCAGCAAAGGCUUGUGAUCUGUGAUUAACGUGAACUUUCUUAUGGAACUUCUUUACUCCAAAGAUGAUUGACAUGGCCUCUUUUUCAAUCAGGGCGUAAUUCUUUUCUGCGUCUGAUAGCGUCCGUGAAGCAAAGACAAUGGGUUUUUCUUCUCCAUUGUCCAUGAUGUGGGAGAUCACGGCGUCCACACCAUAUGGUGAUGCGUCGCAGGCAAGCUUCAGGGGUCAUUUGGGUGUUGUAAUGCACCAGGACAUUACUCUGUAGAAGCAGCUGUUUGCUUUUCUCAAACGCUGCGUCACAUGCGGAAGUCCAACUCCAUGGUUCUUCUAUUCUCAGCAGGUUGUGCAACGUCUGGAGCAAGGUUGACAGGUUCGAUAGGAAUCUUCCAUAAUGGUUUAGCAGGCCUAGGAAUGACUUCAGUUCUUACGUUGGUUGGCUUGGGUGCUUUGACGAUGGCUCCAACUUUUUCGUCUGUGGGAUGCAGUCCUUCCUUGUCAAUCUGAUGACCAAAGUAUUCCAUGCUGCUUUGUAAAAACUUGCCUCUCCAGACAUUUGAGCACUUCAUCCAGCUUUUUCAGAUGUUCCUCCUUAGAAUCAGCUGUGAUGAGGGUGUAAUCCUUAAAACAGGUGACAUGUUUGAUUCCCUAUAGGAUCUUUUCCAUGACCGACUGAAAGAUUGAAGGAGCACUUGAGACACUGUAGCUGAGGCAUUGAUACCUGUACAGCCCAUGGUGAGUGUUGAUUGUCAGAUAUUUCUCAGAAUCUGUGUCCAACUGGAGCUGCUGGUAGGCGUGCGAGAGAUCUAACUUGCUGAAUGAUGUCCAUCCAGCUAGUGUAGCGAAUAAGUCUUCAGUGUUUGGUAAGGGGUAAGUAUCCUCUUCCACUCUCUGGUUGAUGGUGACCUUAUAAUCGCCACAUAUCCGAAUGGAUUUGUCACUCUUUGGAACGAUGACUAUUGGCGCGGCCCAGUCUUUGUCUCCUCGAGCCUAUCCAACUCUUUGUCCACCGCUUCCUUCAAUGCGUAUGGCACUGGUCUUGCCUUCUGGAAAAUGGGCUGAGCGUCGGGGCGUGUCCUGAUCUUUGCUAUGAAAUCUUUUAUGAAAUUUGGCCCUUCUGAAAACACCACCUGGAGGUGCUGUAGUACAGCUUUGACUGCCGGGUCUGUGUCUGUCACAGCCUUUUCCACUGAAAAGAUGUCCUGCCAGUUCAACUGUAUUUUCUCUAGCCAGUUAUGGCCCAUCAGUGCAGGUCUGUCUCCUUUAACAAUGACCAAUGGCAAAGUCACUUUUUUUUUGUACUGCACUGGCACUUUAACAUACCCUAGCAAAGGAAUUUUCUCACCUGAGUAGGUAGUCAGCUGUAACUGUGUUUUCUUUAACGGCGGGUGAGACAGAGCAUCAUGGUAACACACUUACGAGACCAGAGAGACAGCAGCCCCUGUGUCUAACUGCAUAUCCAAGUCCUUUCCAUCCAAAGUGACAUUCAUUGUAAUGCCCUUUUUCCCAUUGGAGGUAGUGUAAACUAUAUACACCCCAAACAGCCCUGAAUCAUCCUCCUUACUCUUGUCAUUGCUCUCAGCAGUAUCAACAUACUGUGUCUGUCCUGCUCUGCGGUUCCUACAUGCACGGGCCUAUGUGUCCAACUUUAGAACAGACAUGGCAUUUCUCAUUUUUGAAUCUGCAAUCAUGAGCAGAAUGAUUUCCUCUGCACCUGCAGUAUGGUUACUGACCAGCAUUCUCUUGUCUUGUGUCAUUCUUUAAUACUGUUUCUAUCAAUUGUCAUUGCUGCACUUUAACUAUCCUUUUCCUGUCCUGGGAAAUGUUUUAGCAUUUUUAUUCACUGCAUUUACCGAUUGAGCCUCUUUUGCUUUCCCUGAAAACUCCCUGAUGUUAUUGGAAGCUAACUCCAUUGACAAUGCCAUCUCACAUGCCACUUCAUUAAGUCAGGAUUCCUAUUUGACUCAGCCAUGCCUCCUUGCCCGUCCAACAUUUCCUCAUCUCCAAGUCCUUCUAAUGGGACUAGCCCCGAUGCGUCUCCCUCUUUUUCCCCUGCCCCGCUACAAAGUUUCUCCCUGCAGGCGGUCACGGAGUCUGAGGUGCUAAAGGAGCUCCUUAAACUUGACACCAAAAAACGAUCUGGGUCAGAUGGUUUAGACCCUUUCUUCUUUAAGGUUGCAGCCCCUAUCAUCACCAAGCCUGUCUCUGACCUUUUUAACCUGUCUCUCCUCUCUGGGGAGGUUCCCAUUGCUUGGAAGGCAGCCACGGUGUGUCCUUUAUUUAAAGGAGAGAUCAAGCUAAUCCUAACUGUUAUAGGCCAAUUUCAUAACCUUGUUCUGAACACCUCCAAAACAAAGGUCAUGUGGUUUGGCAAGAAGAAUACCCCUCUCCCCACCGGUGUGAUUACUACCUCUGAGGGUUUAGAGCUUGAGGUAGUCACCUCAUACAAGUACUUGGGAGUAUGGCGAGACAGUACACUGUCCUUCUCUCAGCACAUAUCAAAGCUGCAGGCUAAGGUUAAAUCUAGACUUGGUUUCCUCUAUUGUAAUCGCUCCUCUUUCACCCCAGCUGCCAAACUAACCCUGAUUCAGAUGAUCAUCCUACCCAUGCUAGAUUACGGAGACUUACUUUAUAGAUUGGCAGGUAAGGGUGCUCUCGAGCGGCUAGAUGUUCUUUACCAUUCAGCCAUCAGAUUUGCCACCAAUGCUCCUUAUAGGACACAUCACUGCACUCUAUAUUCCUCUGUAAACUGGUCAUCUCUGUAUACCCGUCGCAAGACCCACUGGUUGAUGCUUAUUUACAAAAACCUUUUAGGCCUCACUCCCCCCUAUCUGAGAUACCUACUGCAGCCCUCAUCCUCCACAUACAACACCCGUUCUGCCAGUCACGUUCUGUUAAAGGUCCCCAAAGCACACACAUCCCUGGGUCGCUCCUCUUUCCAGUUCGAUGUAGCUAGCAACUGGAAUGAGCUGCAAAACACUUAAACUGGACAGUUUUAUCUCCAUCUCCUCAUUCAAAGACUCAAUCAUGGACACUCUUACUGACAGUUGUGGCUGCUUUGCGUGAUGUAUUGUUGUCUCUACCUUCUUGCCCUUUGUGCUGUUGUCUGUGCCCAAUAAUGUGUGUACCAUGUCUUGUGCUGCUACCAUGUUGUGUUUCUACCAUGUUGUUUUCAUGUUGGGUUGCUACCUUGCUGUGUUGUUGUGUGUUGCUGCCAUGCUAUGUUGUUGUCUUAGGUCUCUCUUUAUGUAGUGUUGUGUUGUCUCUCUUGUUGUGAUGUGCGUUUGGUCCUAUAUUUAUAUAUAUAUAUUUUUUAUUCCAACCCCAGUCCCCGCAGGAGGCCUUUUGCCUUUUGGUAGGCCGUCAUUGUAAAUAAGAAUUUGUUCUUACCUGACUUGCCUAAUUAAAUAAAGGUUAAAUAAAAAAUAAAAAAAUAAUUCUGAAUGUUAGCUCCUUCUCUGCUAGCAUCUUGUGCUGCAUAGCGAUCACACAAAGAAACACACUGACCUUCUUGUUGUCUUUAAUGUCAUUUGCAAACAUCCAUAGCUCCAAACUUUAAAGAUAACUUUCAAAAUCCUCCUGCGAUUCUUUGUACUUGUCCACUCGUCUGACUUGCAUAGUAGCCAUUUCUCGGUUGUUACUGUUUUAUGGUCUAAUAUCCUCGGCGGUAGCUAGCUCACGUGCCUCGGUCCAUGAAAUAUCCGUUCCUUCUAUAUUUUCUUCCUGCCAGGUGCACGGCUGCUCCAUUUACAAUCCACACGUUUGGUAUUUUUAAUCCAUCGUCGCCAUUUGUAAUAUUUAAAGUUUUAUCACCUAAUAAGAACAGGACAGGAGAGAGGAGCUACGUUGGGAAACUUUACUAAUCUAAAGCAUGGUAGUAUAACACAGGGGCAUGUUCGAGGCCGCACGUUCACAGAAUUAACCAAUCAGGUAAGUGAUAAUUGUAUCUCAAAUCAAAUCAAAUCAAAUUGUAUUUGUCACAUGCGCGGAAUACAACAGGUGUAGACCUUACAGUGAAAUGCUUACUUACAAGCCCUUAACCAACAAUGCUGUUUUAAGAAAAAUAAGUGUUAAGUAAAAAAUAGAUAAAUAAUUUUUUUAAAUAAAAAAUAAUUAAAGAGCAGCAGUAAAAUAACUGUAGCGAGGCUAUAUACAGGGGGUACCGGUACAGAGUCAAUGUGUGGGGGCACAGGUUACUCGAGGUAAUUUAGGUAAUAUGUACAUGUAGGUAGAGUUAAAGUGACUAUGCAUAGAUGAUAAACAGAGAGUAGCAGCAGCGUAAAAGAGGGGGUGGGGGUUGACAAUGCAAAUACUCCGGGUAGCCAUUUGAUUAGAGUCUUAUGGCUUGGGGGUAGAAGCUGUUAAGAAGCCUUUGCUACCGCUGCCGUGCGGUAGCAGAGAGAACAGUCUAUGACUAGGGUGGCUGGAGUCUUGGACAAUUUUAGGGCCUUCCUCUGACACCGCCUGGUAUAGAGGUCCUGAAAGGCAGGAAGCUUGGCCUCAGUGAUGUACUGGGCCGUACACACUACCCUCUGUAGUGCCUUGCGGUCGAAGGCGAGCAGUUGCCAUACCAGGCAGUGAUGCAACCGGCCAGGUCUCUGACCUCCUCCCUAUAGGCUGUCUCAUCGUUGUCGGUGAUCAGGCCUACCACUGUUGUGUUGUCGGCAAACUUAAUGAUGGUGUUGGAGUCGUGCCUGGCCAUGCAGUUAUGGGUGAACAGGGAGUACAGGAGGGGACUAAGUACGAACCCCUGAGGGGCCCCCGUGUUGAGGAUCAGCGUGGCAGAUGUGUUGUUGCCUACCCUUACCACCUGGGGGCGGCCCAUCAGGAAGUCUAGGAUCCAGCUGCAGAGGGAGGUGUUUAGUCCCAGGGUCCUUAGCUUAGUGAUAAGCUUUGAGGGCACUAUGAUGUUGAACGCUGAGCUGUAGUCAAUGAAUAGCAUUCUCACGUAGGUGUUCCUUUUGUCCAGGCGGGAACGGGCAGUGUGGAGUGCAAUAGAGAUUGCAUAAUCUGUGGAUCUGUUGGGGCAGUAUGCAAAUUGGAGUGGAUCUAGGGUUUCUGGGAUAAUGGUGUUGAUGUGAGCCAUGACCAGCCUUUCAAAGCACUUCAUGGCUACAGACAUGAGUACUAGGGUCGGAAGUCAUUUUGGCAGGUUACCUUAGUGUUCUUGGGCAUAGGGACAAUCUAGGCAGAUUAUCAUGUUAAUAGACCAAGUUAUUAAGUCAACAUAUGAAGUCUAAAGAAUAUGGUUUUGUUUGUAUGAUUAAAGACUGUUCAAAUGUCCUAUGAAUGAAAUGAAAUUGCCAUGUGUCUGUAUGUUACCUACAAUUCAGUCCUCAAAUGCGAAUUGCCAUUAAAUCUGGAGAGAAACAUAAAGGGGAUGUACUCCAAUCUGCUUUAAUUUGCAUGCUGAGAAUGUUGUGGUAAUAUUAGGUAAUACUUAAAUAUUAGAUUUUCUAAAUGUUCUUGAAAUUGCAUGAACAUCAAUGGAAUAUGACGUUAAAUCUAAAACAGCUAUGCUAUGAACGUCAUAAAAAUUGACAUUUCAUUCUCAACAUUAAGGUAAUGUCUUGAGCAACCUAACUUAAGCAUUGUAUGAAUGUCAUCACAACUGAGCAUAUUUUGUAAUGUACCCACACUGUUCCCACAACCUAAUUACAUGUUCUGAGAACAUUUAAAGAACUCUGAAAGGCUGUUUUGUCAACAUUCUUGCAACACCAAAUUAAUGUUUUGUGAACCCUGAUACAAACAUUAUCUGAAUGUCAGCGCAACUGGACAGUUUUAGUGUUUUUGGAACAUAUCUCUUGUUACCACAACCUAAUGAAACAUUCUGGGAACCUUUAAAGAACAUACAAAAUGUGUUCUGAGAACGUUCUUGUAACGUCGGGUGAAUAUUUUUUGUACCCUAAAAGAAACAUUGUAUAAUCAUCCACACAACUGGACAGUUUUUAUUUUUUGGGAACAUAUAUUUUGUGAUGUCCCCACAAUGUCUCACCAGACUGUUCCCACAACCUAAUGAAACAUUCUGGGAAUUUUUAAAUAUCUUAGCUAAUGUUCUGGGAAUGUUCCCAGUUUACUGGGUUUGCUCUGUAUGCUGCAGACUCUGACUGACUGACAGACGUUUUGCUGAGUCAUGACAUUAGGCAGGUUUCCAUUGACCCAGGUUUAUUAGACAAAAUAAAUGUUGCAAAAAAAAUAAUUGCGACGUGUAAUGUAAACGGCAGAUAUAGGACACAUUUUCUAAAGAUGGGCAAAAAUUGUAUCCAUUUGACAGGGGUGGAUUUUUAUUUUGUCUAACUUUCCUUAUUGCUGCAAAUGAUAAUGGAAACAACUAGCUCUCACAGUCUCACGUCAGAAUUAGACGUUCAUCCAUGUUUCUCAAACGUAACAUUUUGCAGUUGUUACAAACGUAACAUUUUGCAGUUGUUACAAACGUAACAUUUCGAAGUGUUUAAGAUGAAGUUCAGGCAUUAACUCUGAAUUUCUAAGGUUAAGGUUAAAUUUAGGCAUUACCUCCGAAAACUUAAGGUUAGGCAUUCACUCUGAAUGGUUAAGGUAAGAGUUAAGGUUUGAGAUAAUGUAGGCUUAAAACAAAAAUCUCAAAACAACUUUCUAUCGCUGGAUUCGACCUUGCAACCUUUGGAAUCAGAGGCAGAUGCUUAAAGAUAACAGCGCGUACUGUUGCCUAGUGGCCGGUUUCCACGUCAUCUCCCGAUGUCCUCAGACAUGGAUGGACGUUGAAUACUGUCUUGUAUCACGGGUGACCUGGCUGAAUGGAAACUAUGUUUUUCGAAUAAAUGAUGAUUGCCUAAUAUGUGGGGCAUGUGAUAUCAGGGCCCCAGUUGCAUUUGCAAACAAAUUAUUUUUCUGUACGAAUUCCAUAGCCUAAUAUGUAGUCCUAAACAUACGGUGACAGUGAGCAAUUGACAGUGAGCUGUGAGCAAAAUAACCAGACGGGAAGUUGAAAAUGGCUUAUUAAAAGAUUGAAUUGUAUUGAAUCAAAUUAAUCAUAUCCAAUGAUUUACCGCCCGUAGGGCGUGGUGCCACUCGGUUAAUUUUAAAUGCCUAGGCCUACUGCUUGCAAAAUCACUUUUUUUCUUAUAUAAAUUAAUGUUUCUUUGCAGGACAAGGAUUGUCCUGAUUUUCAAGAAUGCCUGAAUUGCUUCACCUUGCUUUUCUGGUUGGCUGGAUGCAAGUUUCACCAUCUUAUUAUUUCAGAUCUACGGCGUGCAAAUUUCACCAUGGCACGGACCAUGGCGAUACGUUGGCACAUGACAAUUAUUAGAAUAGUCAAUUAUUGCAUUCUAUCCAUGCUGGCUUUUGCAGGCUACCUGAUACCUAGAACAGAUAAUUGGGAGGGCAAACAGGCUGUGGCCAAUUUAUUAAUGCGCAAUUUGCCUAAAUUGGUAAUGGUUUCAUUUCAAUCACCGUUUUUUUUCUUCAUAAUGUUUUUUUGUUGUUGGUGUGACGUCAUAACGUCCAGCUGUUUUUAUCGACACAAUAUAAAAAUAGAUAGUUGCAUCUAUUUUCUAUGCCAACUUUCUAAAUUACAACAAAAAUAUCACUGGACAAGUUAAUGGAAACAUAGCUAGUGACAUCUAACCGGUGCUGUGGGGUGGGGGAGGGGUUAAGGAACGUAAGCGGUCCACUGCGUUGUGAAAUCUCGACGAAUCGCAGCAUGCAUCGAGUCACUCCAGGGGCUUCUUGCAGUUCUAUAUCGUGGAGCUCCGCCCCAUAGGGGAGCUCUGCUCCUAAAGGUUUACCCUCUGCCCUAAGGCAGCAGCAGCCUGAGACAAAAUUAUGCACACACCUACAGCCAAUAGGAGUACAGGUGUCCCUAUAAGAGGGGGUGCCUCCCCUCAAUCAGCCUCCCUUUUUCUUCAGCGACUGGACUAGACUGAAGAAGCCAAGAAGAGACGAAGAGAAGACUCAGGACGAAGAAAACGCCGUCGAUUUUCCAGAUCAUCGACGUCGUCCUACAAUGAGCACACCAAGCUUAUCCAUAGGGUAAGUAUUUAACAAAAGCUCUUUUCAGAGCUCAAUGUCGCUGUUCCCCUUGGCGGCUGUCGACCCCCCCGACAUAUGUUUCGUGGGUUGAGGGACACAGCACGCCAGGGACAGCUUCAUUAAUCCCCCACUAUGCGCCAGCUGCGCCCUCCUUUUUGAAGGAGUGGAAGCAGCGUUGGGCAUUUUUAGGGAGGAUAUUCCUCUUGAGGAUGUGCUAUCAGUGUUAGUCUCAGCUUCUGAGGCAUCAUCUGAAGGCGCUGACUCAGGAGAUGACAGGGCUAUUGGGGAAGAAAUGAAUAUUCUAUUGGAACAAUUCAUUACACUGACCCAGAUGUUUAACACCCCUUUUCCUUCGGGAAAUUGUGAGGUCAUUACAUCCCUGGAUGAUGACGCCACAGCCUCUCUGUGCCUGAAUUCUCAGGUCUCAUUGAGUGGGCUGCUAAACAGCGGGAGAUUAAGCUGCCCCCCAUUCCCUCCAACCCGGAAGUGGAUAUGAGGAAGGGCGGCCGUUACUCUCGCUACAGCUUGGCGUCAGACGGCGGCCUCCAGCAGCAAGGGAGCGGGCCUCGCCCCCCCCCCCUGCAGCGCCAGAGGUGCCGGCGAGAGAGGUCAUUAAAGCGUCAUCCUGGCAUCACCCGAAGGGCGGCCAGAAGAGACGCCGUUUAUGACAGGCGAGGGGGAGAGAACGGAAGACGGCACAGCGCCUGCUGUGACCGAGCCCACUGUCCCCCCCCACUCUACCGUUGAGUGUAUGGAGGAGAAUGUUUUUUGUUGAUGUGUGUAAUAAAGAGUUGGCUCUACUUGACACUGUCAAAAAAGAGCCCCUUUUCCAUAAUACAUCCGAGAGCGUUCGACCUUCCUCACUCUCGCUCUCUCUCUUACCACUAUGAGUGCAGCUCAGCCCACCAUGGUGCGUUGCUGAAUGCACACAUAAGGCAGGUAUAUAAAAGGUAUUAAGUGUACCUUAUAAAGACCUCACUUUACAGACUCCUAGGAGUGCUGUAGUGAGUGUCUCACAUAGCAGGCUGCAGUCUCAGCCAGAUAAUGGCAUGAUGACGCGACCGCUAUUCGGGACGGCGCUCUGUCUCAGGCUAACGCCUCAGUCAGUGCAGUUCAGACCCGUGCUGCGUUCACGGAGGGCCUGAUUACUACGGUUACGGGCGUAACCAACGUAUCGGCGCCCCCGUUUUCUCUCAGAACGCGCUGAUAAUAACCAAAUUGGGGAUGGCGCACUAUCACAGACUAAGGUCUCUGUUAGUACGACCCAGACCCAUGCUGCGUUCAAGAAGGGCCCGAUUACCACGGUCACGAAGGUGCCCAGUGUAUCGGCGCCCCCACCUUUUUCUGAACGCGCCCAGGCUCACCACACUGAGUGUAGUUCAGCCCACCAGAGGUGCAGAGCUGAACGCACACAGGAGGUGAAAGGAGGUAUAAUACCUAGACGCCGUCUUGGUUUAUCUCAAAGAGACCUCACAUUACAGACUCCAAGGAGUACUGUAGUGAGUGCCUCUCAUAGCAGGCUGCAGUCUCAGUCAGGAGACAUGAUGACGCAGCCGCUAGUUGGGGAUGGCGCACUAUCGCAGACUAAGGUCUCGGUUAGUGCGAUUCAGACCCAUGCUGCGUUCACGGAGGGCCCGAUUACCACGGUGACGAAGGUUCCCAGUGUAUCGGCGCCCCCACUUCUUUCUGAACGCGCUAAUACUCACCACACUGAGCGUAGUUCAGCCCACCAGAGGUGCAGAGCUGAACGCACACAGGAGGUGAAGGGAGGAAAGAUACCAAGACACCGUCUUGGCUUAUCUCAAAGAGACCUCACUUUACAGACCCCAAGGAGUACUGUAGUGAGUGUCUCUCAUAGCAGGCUGCAGUCUCAGUCAGGAGACAUGAUGACGCAGCCGCUAUUUGGGGAUGGCGCACUAUCGCAGACUAAGGUCUCGGUUAGUGCGAUUCAGACCCAUGCUGCGUUCACGGAGGGCCCGAUUACCACGGUCACGAAGGUGCCCAGUGUAUCGGCGCCCCCACUUCCCUUUGAACGCGCUAAUACUCACCACACUGAGCGUGACUCAACCCACCAGGGGUGCAGAGUUGAACACACACAGAAGGUGAAAGUUAAGAAGGUAUCAAGGCGCCGCCUUGUUUUACCUCAUAGAGACCUCAUACUACAGACUUCUAGGAGUACUGUAGUGAAGGGCUCUGAUAGCGAAUUGCAGUCACCUAAGAUGACGCAAUCGCUUGCUGGGGAUGGUGCCCUGCCGCAGGCUGUGGCCUCGGUCAGCGCAAUUCAGACCCGCGAUGCGUUCAAGGAGGGCAGGAAUACGACGGUUACGGGUUUAACCGAUGUCCCUACUCCUCUUUCUUUCUCAGAACGCAUUUCCUCUCCCUUUCACGGGAGGCCCACCUUGGGCUGUUCCACCACUUUAAUGUUGGGGAACAGUGGCGGUAAGGGCCAUAGAGGAAUACAGGUCCUUCCUACUGGAUGCACCACAGCUUCGCGCCCAGCCACUUUCUCUGCAUUGCUGGCAGUGGCGAAGAAGCUGCACCCUCUCACGCUGGCUAGAACAGACGUUGCAGAAGGGUUAUGCUCUCCAAUUCCACCGGACCCCACCCCCGUUCAGGGGAGUGGUGGAGACGGUGAUGAAAACGCCAGACAAAGUGGCCGCUCUGAUGACAGAGAUUACAUAACUUUUGGCGAAGGAGGUGGUGACAGUAGUUCCCCGGGAGCAAAGGAACAAAGGGCUAUAUUCGCCUUAUUUCCUAGUGCCCAAAAAGACGGGGGGAGUGAGGCCGAUUUUGGAUUUACGCAUUCUCAACGAGAGCAUAACCAAACGGCCCUUCCGAAUGCUAACGACAAAACGUCUGCUGGAAUGUGUCCAGAGAGGGGACUUUUGUACGAGCAUAGACCUAAAGGACGCGUACUUUCAUGUGCCGGUUCAGCCGCGUCACAGGAAGUUUCUGCGGUUCGCCUUUCAAGGGGUGGCGUACGAAUACACGAGGAUGCCAUUUGGGUACGCCCUGGCACCUCGCACAUUUUCCAAGUGUGUGGAGGCGGCAUUGGAACCGUUGCGUCGUCAGGGAAUACGGCUACUAGCCUACCUGGACGACCUACUGGUUCUCGCCCCGUCAGCAGAGCUGGCGAUCACUCACACAACACAGACAGUGAUGCAUCUCACAAGUCUGGGGUUCGCUGUGAAUUGGAAAAAGAGCGCGCCCUGGCCCACUCAUCAGAUUGUCUACCUGGGGAUACAGCUAGACACUGUGAGGAUGAGGGCUCGAAUUUCGGACCCCCGAAGGGUAGCCUUGUUGCUAGCCCUAAGGAAGUGUCGUCCGAAUCACACGGUGACGGCGCUGUCGAUCAUGUCACUUUUGGGUCUCAUGUCGUCAGCCCACUCUGUGGUUCCGCUGGGACUCCUGCACAUGCGCAGGACGCAGCGAUGGUUCGCCCAACUAAGACUAGACCCAUUGCAUCAACGUCAUCGGUUGGUGGUGGUUCCCCUCUCGCUCAGUGCAGACCUAAACUAUUGGAGAAACUCGCGCGUUCUCACGCACGGAGUCCCGAUAGGAAAGGUGUCCUCUCACAUCCCAGUAUUCACGGAUGCGUCCCUGACGGGAUGGGGAGGGACAUGUCAGACACAAGCGAUAAGAGGUGUGUGGCCUCAAUCAGGUCGUCACAUCAACCUCCUGGAGUUGGAAACGGUUCGACUGGUUCUGACCCACUUCGUGUCUACCCUUCGGGGUCGCGAUGUGCUGGUCUGGUCAGACAACCGGACCACAGUAGCCCACAUAAAUCGCCAGGGUGGAGUCAGGUCUCCUGCUCUCCAUCGGGCGGCAGAGGAAUUGUGGCUGUGGGCUCACGAGCACCUUCGCUCAUUGAGAGCAGCACACAUUCCGGGCUACUUGAACGUAGGAGCAGACCUCAUGUCAAGAGGGGGUCCUCGAGACGACGAGUGGUGUCUGCAUCCAGACAUUGUUCUCCAGAUUGGGAACAAUUCGGGAGAGCCGAGGUGGACCUAUUCGCGUCACGCGUGAACGCGCAAUGUCCUCUGUGGUUCUCUCUGAGGGAACAGGACGAACCGCCACUGGGAAGGGACGCCUUUGCGCACCACCCGUGGCCGAGAGUUCUCCUGUAUGCAUUCCCUCCGCUGUCCUGCAUUCUCCCACUGCUAGCCAGGGUGAGGUCAGGGGGGCUGUCAGUGAUACUGAUAGCGCCCGAUCGCCCGGGGGCUCUGUGGUUUGCGGAGAUGAGUCAGAUGUUGAUUGCGCCACCUUGGCCAAUUCCACAUUGACGGGACGCGUUGUCUCAGGCGGCUGGCACGAUAGGGAAAUUGCCCAUAAUCGGCCAACCACUGAAGGCCUGGCUGCUGAGAGGGACAGGCUAGAGCGCCGUGGGUUAUCUGAUGCAGUGAUCAGGACCAUACAGGGUUCACGUGCCAGUUCCACUUCUAAGAUGUAUGCCAGUAGAUGGAACGUGUUUUCACGAUGGUGUGUCACACAAGGUGUGGACCCCAUGAGCUGUCAGGUGGAGAGUAUUCUCUCUUUUCUGCAGCUCAUGUUUGAUAAGCAAAAAUCGCCUGCCACGAUUAGAGUGUUUGCAGCAGCGAUUUCAGCUUGUCAUGAGGGUUUUGGCAGAGACAAUGUCUUUAGUCACCCUCUAGUGAAACGCUUCCUAUUAGGAACGCGGCGACUUAGGCCAACACCUAGAGUCACGCUUCCUCAGUGGUAUUUGGCUUUGGUACUCGAAGCGCUAUGUAAGUCGCCGUUCGAGCCAUUGAAUCAAAUACCCCUCAAGAUGCUGUCUAUCAAGACAGCACUGUUGCUCGCUUUGACUACAGCUAAGCAGGUCAGUGAUUUGUGUGUUCUUUCGACGAGACCUGACUGCCUGGCCAUCAAUGGUGACCUGAGCAGAGCAGUGUUACGUCCUAACCCGGCAUUUGUGCCGAAGGUUAUUAAGAGUUCAUAUAGGUCACAGACCGUGGAGCUGUGGGCUUUUUCUCCUCCUCCUCAUAGAGAGAGGAGUGAGGAGAAGCUCCAUCGCCUGUGCCCGGUACGCGCUUUGGCGUGUUACGUCGAGCGCACAGCAGCGAUUAGGUCAUCGCCUCAGUUGUUUGUGUGUCACGGUGCGGCUGCACUAGGUAGACCACUUUUAAAACAGAGGCUGUCUCACUGGCUUUGUGAAGGCAUUGAGACAGCUUAUGAGGUAGCAGGGCGGCAAUUGCCUCAGGGUAUCAGAGCUCACUCCACUCGUGGAGUAGCGGCUUCUACUGCCCUUUUUAGAGCAGGAGUAGAGGAUAUCUGUAGAGCAGCAUCCUGGUCGACGCCGUCUCCAUUUAUCAGUUUCUAUCUCUUAGAUAUGUCUUCUAAUUCUCUAGCUCGAUCUGUACUCAGCAUGGCUGAAGGGAGAUCUUGAGCAAGAAAGAGAGGAGAAGCAGGACUGUGGACACAGGUUUCCAUCAGGUCCGCUUUGGUUAGGAAGACGUGUUUUUGACAGAUGUGUUUUCUAACUCUUUGGCUCGGUCUGUAAUCAGCACAGCUGAAGGGAGAUCUUGAGCUAGGAAGAGAGGGAAAAGCAGGACUAUGGACUGGGUUUCCAUCAGGUCCGCUUUGGAUAAGAAAACAUAUUUUGUGGCAUGAAUCCUGACUGACAGGGUCAGUACAGUAGAGGCAUGCGUUGAUUAACAGAGUAUGAGGUCAUCUAUCUGCUUGUUCAGUUAGUAUGACCCAGGUUUUGUUCCCGCCCACUAAUCUCUGGGAUUCCAUUGAGUGAGUGAGGCGGUCUACCGCGUUCAUAAUGUAGAGUGACACUUGAUGUCAUUCCAUUAGUGGUCGGUAGUGUUUUCACAGGAUAUUGAGGCACAUCUAUCUGCUAGUACAGAUUAGUAUGGCUUUUAUUCUGGUGAUCUGCCCACUAGUCAUUGGCAUUGCCAUUGGACUAGGUGGGGCGGGUCUUUUAACCGAUGACGCGGUAUAUUGUGACGCCCGUAGGGGUUUUUAGUUGCAGUACUGCGGGACUCGGUUGCAGCCAUUGCUAGGCUUGACUUUCUCGUUUCGAUGGGAAGUGUUAGGCUCGGCAGGGAGUACAUUUUGGAGCGCUACGCUCCGCCGUAAACCAUUAGGAGCAGAGCUCCCCUAUGGGGCGGAGCUCCACGAUAUAGAACGAUUAGUUACCGGAGUGUAACUCCAGUUCUAUGAGUGGAGCGGAGCCCCAUAGGACUUAAGGCCCUGCCGACCCUCUCUAGUCUCGCUGAAGAAAAAUAUCUCGGGAGGCUGAUUGAGGGGAGGCACCCCCUCUUAUAGGGACACCUGUACUCCUAUUGGCUGUAGGUGUGUGCAUAAUUUUGUCUCAGGCUGCUGCUGCCUUAGGGCAGAGGGUAAACCAUUAGGAGCAGAGCUCCCCUAUGGGGCUCCGCUCCACUCAUAGAACUGGAGUUACACUCCGGUAACUAAUCGUUUUGUUUACUUUUGUCUAACUUACUUAUUUGUCAGUAAAACUUUUAUUUGUAUUUAAUAAUGCAUAGCGCAAGAGAUGCAUGGUUAAGAAACUCAUAUCAGACUGAAAUAUACUGAAAUAUAAACGUAACAAUCAACAAUUAAAGAGUUUACUGAGUUACAGUUCAUAUAAAGAAAUCAGUCAAUUGAAAUAAAUUCAUUAGGCCCUAAUCUAUAGAUUUCACAUGACUGGGCAGGGGUGCAGCCAUGGGUGGACCUGGGAGGGCAUAGGCCCACACACUUGGCAGCCAGGUCCAGUGGGGAGCAAGGCCCAGCCAAUCAGAAUGAGUUUUUCCCCACAAAAGAGCUUUAUUACAGACAAAAAUACUCCUCAACAGGAUGGAUUAUCUUGGCAAAGGAGAAACGCUCACUAACAGGGAUAUAAACAAAUUUGUGCAAAACAAUUCUGGUAUUUUGUAUUUCAGCUCAUGAAACAUGGGACCAACACUUUCAUGUUGUGUUUAUAUUUUUGUUCAGUGUAUAUAUAUAUUUUGUCACGGAAGCCCAGGCCUGAUGACACCACUGUGCACACACCCAAACAUACACACACGCACACUUCCUCUCCUCUCUGACUCUCACAUAAUUUCUCAUCCUCUAUUGUCUCUGUCUUCAGGGGGAGUGUCGUAACUUCAUCAAGGUGUUAUUGAGCCAACAUGGAGGACUGUUUGUGUGUGGAACUAACGCCUUCAACCCUCUAUGUGCCAACUACACUGUGAGUAUCUGUCUAUUCAAUUCAAUUAAUUGAAGCUUUAUUGGCAUGUGUGUUCGUGUUCAUACAGUACCUAUGUACAAUUGUGUGUGUUACAGAGGGACACUCUGGAAAUGGUAGGAGAGACGGUCAAUGGGAUGGCUCGAUGCCCUUAUGACCCCAGACACGCCAAUGUGGCUCUGUUUGCAGGUACAGGAGUUUCUCUCUUUCUUUUUUACUUUCACUCUCUUUCAAUAUAUUGGAAAGUAAUGACAUAGCACUUUUCACAAGGGCUGUAAAUGUCCAGGGGAAAGCAUUCAGACGACGGAUCAAUCUAGAGACUGGAGUUGUGCUAACGGGACUGGACUACCCUUGUGUUCAUGAUUAAUACAAUGCAUGUUUUUGUUAUUCUCUCUCUCUGUCUUUCUGUCUCUUUCUCUCUCUCUCUCUCUCUCAGAGGGCAGUCUCUUCACUGGUACUGUAACAGACUUUCUGGCGAUUGAUGCUGUGAUCUAUCGUAGCCUAGGCGAUAGCCCUGCUCUCCGCACCGUCAAACACGACUCCAAAUGGUUCAGAGGUACACUGAAAUGACGUACUUGCAUGCGAGUGAAUGGGUCAAACACUUCUCCGCAGGUGGAGAACAAUAUUUCCUUAGAUCACAUAAACACUGCGGGCUAACCCAAACACUCUAAAGUGGUCUCCAUUCCUACCUAAAUCCUUAUAUCCUAAGAGUGGAUAGAUAAAAGCGAUAGGCUAGCUUAGUGCCAGGUUAGAUGUAUUGCUUUCAUCCAGUCCUGUCAAAUCAGAGAGGACCAGACCAACGGAUCAAGGGCAUGAAAUCUCCAUCAGAGUAAAACAGAGCGUGGAACCCUAGAGGUCAGAGACAGACAUGAGUAAAUAACUGCUAUGUGCUUGUCACUGAUGAUCAAUUAAACAGGACAUGAAUGCUUAAUGGCUGACCCCAGAGAAGUUGUCAUAUGUUGUUACAGAGAGGUGUCAGAUUGUGUAUCGGCAAUAAAUAUAGAGCUCUGUGUGUGUGUGUGUGGGGGGGGGGGGGGGGGGUGGUAUAUGCAUGCGUGUAAUGGCAUUUCUCUCUUCUCUCUCUCAGAGCCCUUCUUUGUGAGUGCAGUGGAGUGGGGACCUCAUAUUUACUUCUUCUUCAGAGAAAUGGCAAUGGAGUUCCAUCACUUGGAGAAGGUACACAGUACACACAAACAUACAUACAUACGCACGCACGCACACACCCACACACAUGCACGCAUGCACACACACACACACACACACACACACACACACACACACAGAAAUGGCGAUUUGUACAUCACAUUUUGUUUAUAUUGUUUUCUUGUUUAUACUGUGUGUGUGUGUGUGUGUGUGUGUGUGUGUACAGGUGAUGGUGUCUCGUGUGGCGCGGGUGUGUAAGGGGGACCUGGGUGGGUCUCAGAGGGUGUUGGAGAAACAGUGGACAUCGUUCCUGAAGGCCAGACUGAACUGCUCUGUCCCAGGAGACUCCCACUUCUACUUCAACCUGCUCCACGCCACCAGCCCCAUACUCAACAUGAAUGGCAGGGACGUCAUACUGGGACUGUUUUCUACCCCGCCCAACAGGUACACGCAGACAUACAUAUGCGCGCAUACACAUAAUGCAGGUAUGGAUCUUUCUAUAAAUUAUGGGUCCAAUCUGUGACAUUGGGUUCAACAUUUAAAGUUCCACAUGUGUACUUAGAGGAAUAUAUGCAAAUUGGCCCAUAACUCCACCUAUACAACAACAUAAGCCUAGGACAUCCUUUAAGCAGAGUUCAUACAGAUAUUGGCAAGUCAAAUUCAAAGACUUUAAGGGACUUUUUCAAGCACUUAAUUGUAAUUUUUAAGGACCUCAGUUGUAUAAUUUAUAUAAUUGUACAUAUAGGGCUUAAUAUAGAACCCCCCCCCCCCCAAAAAAAAAAAGCAUGCAAAAAGUGUCCAAAAAAGUAGGCCAUUAAAACUUAAAGAAUAAUUAAUUGUUUAGGCCUUGCCAAUGCAUUGAUAUUCAAAUUAUUAUUACAUUCUAAAAUAUGUGAGAAUAAUGUGGACUUGCCAGACUAAAUAAAUUGGAUACAUACAUGGAAAUGUUUCUGUAGCCUAUGUGGCCGAUUAAGGCACACAUAAUAAAGCCAUGAAUAGCGGUACCAUUAAUCUCACCAUUUGAAUCUCACCAUCGCUGUUUUUAUAAUGAGAAAGCGACCAAAAACCAGGUCACUUUUGUAAUAGAAGGAUUUGUAUGAAAAUCCAAGUUGAAGCAAGCAUUAGAUGUUGUCAUCCUCAUAAUAACUGCAUGUGGUUUUACCGCAACAGAGUAGCACAACACCGUUCAAUUGAAGUAAAGUGCCCACAUCUCUCACAAAAACGGAUCAAAAAUGAAAUCACAGAUAAUUAUAAGGGAGCAGGAUAACUUAUAAAUUGUCUACAAUAAUUACAGACUUUUCGAGUACCAAAUUGAGGAAAUGUCUGAUUUUCACACUAGGCCAAUUCCAGUACUUGAAUUUCUGAGCUCCAAAUAACUAUUACAUUUACAUUUUAGUCAUUUAGCAGACGCUCUUAUCCAGACCGACAUACAGUUAGUGAGUGCAUACAUUUUUCAUACUGGCCCCCCGUGGGAAACGAACCCACAACCCUGGCGUUGCAAGCGCCAUGCUCUACCAACUGAGCUACAGGGGACUAUCUCACAAUACUAGCCAAUUUAGCUGCAUUGUUCCUUGCAUGCGAUUGGCUGUGGUCUUGGGGGCGGCGUGCUUCCUGAGAGACAGAGCUGCCUGUCAAGCAUCGUUCAGGGCUUAAAUGCCCAAUGAGAACAUUGCAUGCAAUGCAGCCACAGGGCUCCUUGAUGAGGUCAUUAUCGUGCAUCUGAACAAAUGAAUGGAUGAUGCGUGGUACUUCUGAUUAUCUUGUGAUGUCGACAAAACAACAUUUAUUAUGUAGUGAUCAUGAGAUAAAUAAAUUUUGAUCUCGACAUAACGAGGGAUUUAUUUUAUUCAUAUGUCCUCUCUGGACUUCCGUAGUAACAAGUUGUCCAGCAUAGGACACCCUCACUGGUACCCUAGUUCAUAGAAAGACCCACAUGCACACACACGAACACACACAGGCACACAUCAUAUUUCUGAUCCACAUCUAAUCCUUUCUGGCCCACCUCCCCUCCCCCUCUCUCCCUACCUCUGACAGUAUCCCUGGGUCUGCAGUCUGUGUAUUUGACAUGCAACAGUUGGCUAGGGUGUUUGAAGGAAGAUUCAAGGAGCAGAAAUCUCCAGAAUCCAUCUGGACACCUGUAUCUGAUGAGCUUGUGCCCAAACCCAGGUACUUUCAACAAUAACUCAUAUUUAUGUUUUGUAGGAUUGUAAUGCGAUGUUCAAUCAUAUUAUUCUGCCUUAUUUUGACCCUGUUCUCUCUCUGUAGGCCGGGUGGCUGUGCGGUGCAGGGGUCUCCGUUCAGCUCGUCCAAAACUCUGCCGGAUGAGGUGCUGAACUUUGUGAAGACUCAUCCCCUGAUGGAUGAGACCAUACCCCUGGUGGGGCACAGACCCUGGGUAGUCAAGACUAUGGGCAGGUAUGGCUAAGGAUACACAUGGUUACCACUGAUUGUUCCCUCUGAAAUCAAUGUUUGCCCUCAACGUGUCCUGAAAUUGAGCUCACCAUAUACCUUGCUCCCUCUCCCCUCUCAUUCUCUCCCCCCCUCCCUUUCCCUCUACUCGCCCCCUCCAUCCCUCUCCCUAGGUACCAGUUGACAGCCAUGGUGGUGGACACAGAAGCUGGUCCCCAUAGAAACCGUACGGUGUUGUUUCUGGGCUCCACGCGAGGGACUGUCCUCAAAUUCCUCAUCGUCCCAAGUGGAGACAACUCUCCCACACACAGCAGUGUGUUUCUGGAGGAGGUGGAGGGCUUCAACCCUGAGAAGUGAGUACAGGAAGGGAGUUUGGCCACAAUCCCAUGUGCUCACUGCAGUCCUGUGUUUUGUCAGCUCAUUAUUGUGGAGAUUAACUGUUUUAGUCUGUUUGCAAAGGCAGCAAUCACCCUAAUGUGAAUCCCUAUAUUUCUCUGCUGUAACAAUAGAAAUGAAUGAAAAUACUCUAAAUAUGCAUCUAUGUCUCUCCCUCUCUGUCACUCCCCUCAACCCACACACACACACACACACACCCUCUCGCUCUCUCUCUCUUCCUUUCUCUCUCUCUGUCUCUAGGUGUGGAGAGGACUCUGUCCAGGCCAGACAAUUGUUGUCUCUGUCCCUGGAUCGUCCCAGUCACACUCUACUGCUGGCCUUCCCUUCCUGUCUGGUCAGACUGCCCACAGCACGCUGCCACCUACACUCACGCUGCAUGAAGUGAGUAAGACACACACACAUUCACAAACACACACACACACACACAGGGUUUUGUUUAUGGUUAUGGCUACCCUUAACCCUAGUAGUAACCCUAACCCUAACCCUAGCUUCAUGUUCACAACCCGGAUCAACCCUAACCCUAGCCAUAAAUAACCCUAACCCUAACCCUAGCUUCAUCAUGUCCACAUCCCGGUUCAAUCCUAACCCUAACCCUAGCCUCAACCACCACCAUAACCCUAACCAUAGCUUUAUUUCCACAUCCCGGUUAAACCGUAACCCUAAUCCCAGCCUUAACCCUUACCCUAAUCUAACAAACACACACCAUCUCCAUCAGGCUGAUCAGAUCUCCAUGUGUGUGUGUGUGUAUAGGAGCUGUCUGACUUCCAGAGAUCCCUACUGUGGCUGGACCAGAGGCAGCACCUGCUCCUUCCUCAGACCAGGCACACGGUGAGACAGCUGCCCAUAUAGGCACAGAUCUAGGAUCAGAUUAACCAGUUCAUUGUGUAUUAAUCUAUUAUCUAUUGAUGUUGAUGUCCUGUGUAAUCGGUUAAUCUAUAGUCUAUGUCCUAUUGCAGGCUGCCUUUUCAGCAAGACAUUGAGUAUGGCAACUUCUCCCAUCUAGGAGACUGUGGUGGUAGGUACCAUGUCUUUAGCCCUGUAGCUCUGUGGGUACAAACUGCUCUUUCUUUCCCUUAAUACAUGCUCCGCCCAGCGGCUCAAUCAUGCAUUACACGAGUUUGCUACACAGAUAUCAAUGCAAUUGUUUUUACAAAGUAUAAUUUAAAUUUGUCAUGGUCUCAAUUAAAAUCUAAAUCACAACCCAAAUGUACAUAACAUCACAAUGAUACUACAGUUCAUAUACUGUAUAUUGUAUGUUUAUGUGUGUAUUGUACUUGCAUUUACAGUGGUGACAGAAGAUUGUCAUGUUUUUUAGUCUGUCAGCAACGUGAUUAGCUAGUGUGAAAUGUCAGGGCUUUGAUUUCCCGCUCCUCAGAUCAGUGUCCAUCAGAAGCCUCCCAGCAUGACUGCUUUUAAUUGGUUGCUGGCUUCAAUAAAUGCAUUUUGAUUGGUUGACAGAGGAGUGAAUGUCUUGAUCAGUGAAGUAAAGCCUUCUGGUUCACAACCCCACAAUCCCACAGGACUAAGACAUAUUCUGAGUGUUCAGCUGUCAACGACUGUCUGCUACAGUUUGACAAAUGCUUGCCAGAAAAGCAUGUGCAGAAGACAAAUGAGGACAAAACUCAGUAUGCAAAGCUGUGUGGUGCUCAAAGCUGAGAUUCUGGCAGGGCAUAAGAGAACACAUCUCAAAUCUGUCUUGGUUUCAAUCGGGAUGUCUCCUUCUCAUCAGCAAACUGUUCCAGGACCUGCAAUCUGUUCCAACUCAAAUUAUACACUGCAAUCUCAUCUGUUUUAUUGCAAAUCUAUAAUCUGGGGAGUGUUCUGAUUCCAGAACACUACACUACAAUCUCCUCUAUUUUAUUGUAGUUCUAGAACCUGCAAUCUGUUCUAAACUAUAAGUCCACAAUAUUACAAUAUCAUCUAAACUAUCUAUCAUAGAUCUAUAACCUGCAAUUAAUUAGUUCCUCUACCAGAACAUUGCAAUCUCAUUGUUAUACAGUGCAUUAGGAAAGUAUUCAGACCCCUUCCCUUUUUCCACAUUUUGUUACGUUACAGCCUUAUUCUCAAAUGUAUUAAAUAUAAUUUUUUUCUCAUCAAUCUACACACAAUACCCCAUAAUGACAAAGCGAAAACAGGUUUUUAGAAUUUUUGCAAAUGUAUUAAGAAAUAAAAAACUGAAAUACCUUAUUUACAUAAGUAUUCAGACCCUUUGCUACGAGACUCGAAAUUGAGCUCAGGUGCAUCCUGUUUCCAUUGAUCAUCCUUGAGAUGUUUCUACAACUUGAUUGGAGUCUACCUAUGGUAAAAUCAAUUGAUUGGACAUGAUUUGGAAAGGCACACACCUGUCUAUAUAAGGUCUCACAGUUGAGAGUGAAUGUCAGAGUAAAAACCAAGCCAUGAGGUCGAAGGAAUUGUCCAUAGAGCUCCGAGACAGGAUUGUGUCGAGGCACAGAUCUGGGGAAGGGUACCAAAACAUUUCUGCAGCAUUGAAGGUCCCCAAAAACACAGUGGUCUCCAUCAUUCUUAAAUGGAAGAAGUUUGGAACCACCAAGACUCUUCCUAGAGCUGGCCCCCCAGGCCAAACUGAGCAAUCGGGGGAGAAGGGCCUUGGUCAGGGAAGUGACCAAGAACCCGAUGGUCACUCUGACAGAGCUCCAGAGUUCCUCUGUGGAGAUGGGAGAACCUUCCAGAAGGAAAACCAUCUCUGCAGCACUCCACCAAUAAGGCCUUUAUGUUAGAGUGGCCAGACGGAAGCCACUCCUCAGUAAAAGGCACAUGACAGCCCACUUUGCCAAAAGGCACAUAAUUAACAAGAUUCUCUGGUCUGAUGAAACCAAGAUUGAAUUCUUUGGCCUGAAUGCCAAGCGUCACGUCUGGAGGCACCAUCCCUACAGUGAAGCAUGGUGGUGGCAGCAUCAUGCUGUGGGGAUGUUUUUUAGUGGCAGGGACUAGGAGACUAGUCAAGAUCGAGGGAAAGAUGAACGGAGCAAAGUACAGAGAGAUUCUUGAUGAAAACCUGCUCCAGAGCGCUCAGGACCUCAGACUGGGGCGAAGGUUCACCAUCCAACAGGAGAACGACCCUAAGCACACAGCCAAGACAACGCAGGAGUGGCUUCGGGACAAGUCUCUGAAUGUCCUUGAGUGGCCCAGCCAGAGCCCGGACUUGAACCCGAUCGAACAUCUCUGGAGAGACCUGAAAAUGGCUGUGCAUUGAUGCUCCCCAUCCAACCUGACAGAGCUUGGGAGGAUCUGCAGAGAAGAAUGGGAGAAACUCCCCAAAUACAGGUGUGCCAAGCUUGUAGCGUCAUACCCAAGGCUGUAAUCGCUGCCAAAGGUGCUUCAACAAAGUACUGAGUAAAGGGUCUGAAUACUUAUGUAAAUGUCAUAUUUUACCUGUUUUUGCUUUGUCAUGAUGGGGUAUUGUGUAUAGAUUAAUGAGGGGGGAAAAACAAUUUAAUGAAUUUUAGAAUAAGGCUGUAACGUAACAAAAUGUGGAAGAAGUCAAUGGGUCUGAAUACUUUCCCAAUGCACUGUAUACCAUUCUCUAGAACCUGACCUGUUCUAGUUCCAGAACCUUUGCUUUCUAACUCAGAUAUAGGCCAGUUUACUGCAGUCAGCCAGUUCCAUAGAGAGUGGUGAAAGCAUAAAGCCAGUGGAAAUAUUUACUGAAAUAAAUGAUGUAUUUUAGGGAGAAACUCACUGGCCGGCCCAGAGCUUUCCUGAACACAGAAUGGAAACUCUGACCAGAGUUGAUCUGUUUUAGUGUUUUCCCUUCUUACUGAUGACAAGUGCAGCUUUCAGCCCAGCCAGCAGAACCCCAAGGAUGUGCUGGAGAAAGCACCAAAAAGGAAAUGGAGAUGCUUAUCUUCAGCAAUUUUACAAUGUUAUGAUAGAUCACUGUAACACAGAAUAAGAUUAUGCUCUUGGAUAAUACAAUAUAGGAAUAUAAUCUUUGAGAUCCAGCAAAUCAUGUUUAGAUCUAAACGUGACAAUAUUAAAAGCAUGGAGAGGGUCAUAAGGGAGAAUGGAAACAAAGAGGUAGAGGAGAGUGAAGGAAUGCAGAGUGAGAACCUGUUAAUGCUGUAACGUUAAGUGGAUUUUAUAUUCUCUCUUGCCAUUAGCCUUAUGAUUCCUUUCAUCUCCCUUCUCCCCUUCAGGUGUCGUACAGCAGAGUCUGCUGAUCGAGCCGGAGAGUCUGGUCUCCCUCAACCUGCUGGUGGCGUCUGCAAUCUCGGCCUUCACCAUCGGGGCGGUGCUAUCGGGCCUGGCCGUCUGCUGGAUCAUGGCCCACAAGCCCAGCAACCGUCGCCACGCUAACAACACCAGCCAGUCCAGCAUCCAGCGCCGGGAGAGGGGGAUGUUGACGUCAGGAGGAGAGAUGGGGGGAUCGGUCCUCAGUGUGACCCGUCAGGGAGGAGGGGAUAGACCUUGUUCUCAGGGCGGGGAGACCCUGUUUGUGAUGCCCAACGGCUGGGUGAAGUCAGGGGAGCUAGACCCAGGGUUCUUGCCUACUCCAGAGCACACGCCCCAGCAGAAGAGACGUGGGCUCAGGCUGUCCGAUUCUGGAUCAGGGGGGUGGGAUAACAGCCAGACCUACCUGGGAGGGAGCACCAUGGGCCUGGCAUCCCCCUGCCCUCUCCCUUGCCCCCCACACCCCUCCACUGCUGUCUACCUAACCACCAGACUCUUCCAGGGGGGAGGAGGUGGGAGGCAUGGGGGUGAGGAGCGAGGAAGAGGAGGGGAGACACCUCGCCAGCACUACGUGUGCCUCAGCAAGCCCUGGGCGGAGAAGGGGAGGAGUGGGACCCCAAAGUCGGCACUUCGCAAGUCGGCAGGGGAGUAUGUGUACCCCAUGACCCCCCAGGACUCCCCGAAUAGGAGGAGGGUGGUGUCAGCCCCCAGCGCCCACAUGGAGUUUGGAGAGCCCCUGCCUCUCCGCUGGCCUCCCCAGGAAGGCUACAUCCUCAGCAGCCAGGGCAUGGUCCCCCUACCUCCAUCCUCCAUGCCGACCCCCAAUGGCCAGCAGUAUGUGGCUCAGCACCACACCCCCGGGCCGGGCAGGGCUCAGCUGAGAGGGGAACUGGGGAGAGGAGAGCUGGGGGAACUGGUGGAUCUCAGCCAGCUGCUGAGUAAGAAGAGUUCCAAUGAGAGGGCUCACAGCGGGCAGUGA
Molecule: messenger RNA, 33571 nt
Organism: Coregonus sp. 'balchen'
Lineage: Eukaryota; Metazoa; Chordata; Actinopteri; Salmoniformes; Salmonidae
Source: the annotation of a GenBank genome assembly